AUGUCAGCCGCUGGUCGUCCUAGAAGAUCCAAUGCCGGCAAGCGCACUUCGUUGCCAGAAGAAUAUGCAUCAAUUGAACACUCUCAGCUAACUCGAUCAGCAAAAAGCGAAAUUCGUCCAAAAGGAAAGGAUGCCAAAGCAAAGGUUUCUGCUGGCGAAUUUAAAUUGCCUUCGCUGGAACGAGAAACUAGCAGGUCCAAAAAAUCAACUGUGGUGGAGCCAAAAACGAAGCCAAUGGUCGCCCCGAAAAAGCCUGUCGUCAAAACCAGAAAAUCUGGACGGAAGAAAGAAAAUUUCGAGGACUACUACAGUGAAGCCGAUGAUAGCGAAGAAAGCGAAUAUGAUGAAGAAGAGGAUAAAAUUUCUCAGGAAGAUUUGCUGGAAGACGAGCGAGAUGACAUUGAUUUCAAUAACAUGAGCUUUCCACACGACGAAGCAGAUAGUUCUUCAAUAGCGCCCUGGGCAGAUCUUGACCCAGAUGAAAUACCGCCAUUAUUGCUUCCUGACUCUAGUCAAGAUUUAAAUGUACCAAUUGAUCUCAUUAUUCGUGUAACAGAGCUUUACGACUUCUUUCGUGUUUAUAGCAGAUAUCUACAAUUUUCACCGUGUCUCUAUGAAGAUUUUUGUGCAGCAUUUUUAUCCUCCGAAAACUCGAUGCUCUUAGCCGAGUUGCAUCUUGUUUUAAUGCGCUUAUGUUGGAGAGAGGACGACGACAAGCAAGUGUUACGACUUUAUGUUCAAUCAGAUAAACAUCUUCCGCAAAAUGUGAUCGAAGCACUUUCUGUGCAUGAUUACCCCUUUGUUUCAGCGGCAACAAGAUUGACGGUGAUUGAAUGGUUGCGCGAUUGUUUCCUGGAGAGCUCCGUUUUUAAAGAGAUCAUAAAAAAUGAAGGAAAGAUCGUGUCCGAAUCAAUAUGUCGCUUAUGUGGAAAGUUGGGAGAUAUAGUCAUGUGUGAUGGAUGUGAAGCAGCUUACCACCCGACUUGUCUAGACAGUCCUGAUCUGCCAGAAGGAAAGUGGUUCUGUCCGAUUUGUCAAAAAGAUCAGGCAAAAGGAAUUUCGGAUUGCUUGUCAUUUGGACAGUUGGGCGAUAGAACUCCACUUCGGAUUGAGCCUCUUGGAAAAGAUCGGCAUGCUCGAAUUUACUGGUUCACCGCCAGGAGACUAUUUGUGCAAGAUCCCUCAUCGCCAGAUGAUCUCGUUUACUACUCAACAUUACCUCAGUUUCACGAGUUGCUUUCUCGCUUGGAUCAUGACUAUUAUGAAAAGAUGCUAGUGGACAAAAUGAAUCAAAUCUUUAAUGAUAUCAUUGAACAAAUGGCUAUCACUAUUGAGGUGACGAGCCUUCGCCGAGCUGAACGAGUUCGUUCUCUGUAUGAGAAAAAUUCGACAAUUACGGUUCCAGAAGCGGUUUUACAUCUCGACAACGCAAAUCGUGUCUCUGAAAUUUUAACAAAUUGUUACAAUCGGGAGACCGCAAAGUUGCGAGAUGAGGAUGAAAAUGAGGCGGAAGUCUUGUCGGGAAAUUUGAGCAUGACCGAGAAUCUCGAGAAUAUGAUGGGAAUUACUAGAGGUCGAUUGACAAGCGCUUUUUGGAGUGGAAAUUUGCCAGAAAACGAAGUGCUGCUUCAUCGUUCGCAGAAGUACCCAGCUAGUGAUGUCUCUUCUGGAUACCGUUUGGGAUUUGAUGAUCAUUACUUUGUGAACUAUAGAAAUCACCGUGAAGAAGAUCUAGCAAAACCUCUAUCCCAAAGGAAACGGGAGAGUGAUCGUAAAAAGUAUCUGUGUCUACGUUUCUCUCUCGAGGAUUGGGGCGCAUUCAAAUGGGUUGAAAAGAGAGCUGCUUCCGGCUUUAGCAAGAUCAACACGUGUUACAUUCUUGAAGACACGAUGCUUGCAUUGUCCAAAAAGAUCCCAAUUGAACUGUAUCAUCGUUUAUGGCCUAAAUUUGAGCCGGACUGGCUUAAAAUUGUUGCGACACGAUCAGUUCGUCAUUUGCGCGAAGCUUUACUUUGGCUAGAAUGUGGAUUACGAAAGCCUGUGUUUAUUUCGCAAUGGUGGAAUGGACUGGGCAUGACGAGAUUUAUCAAAACUACCAUGGAAAGCCGCGAAGCAAGAACAAAAGAUGAGGAGAAACGCAAAAAAAAAGAAAGAAAUUUGGUAACGGCAGCUCCCGAAGAUGAAGAUUUUAUUUUUGUGAAAUUUGCAAAACUGGGUGGCCCACCUAAACAUGGAGUAUGGCGGCAAAAGGAUGAACAAUAUCGAAUCAACGGAAAAGGUGCACUAGGCGGAUGGAUUUGGAAAAGCCGAACUCACAAAAGAAAUUGGAUGAAAGCACCGACAUUUUUGAUGAACGAGGAUGCUGGUGAAAAUAGCACGCAAGACGAAUUGAAGAAACAAGCCCGUCUAGAACUAAUCACCUCAAAGAUUGUAAAAUGGGGUGCCAAUGAAAAAAGUGAUUUGGGGGCUGUUCUCUCUAAUCAGGAACAAAAUGAUGGCGAUGUCAAAGAUCUUGACAUUCUGAACUCUUUCUUCAUUGAUCCCCCUGUAACAAAUGAGGAGGUUAAAGAUCAAAAUGGCUUGCAAGUGAAACAAGAAGAUGUUAAACCUGAUAUAUCUGCUACUGUCGGAACUGCUGGAGUUGUCUCUUCGCGUAAUCCUCAAUCAGUAUUGAAGAAACCUGAUGUGAAACAAAUACUCGGAGAAGAUUCGCCUUUUCCACUUCCUAGUCCUUUCCGCUUUCAAAGAGCCAACAAGGCGACGAGUCUUCUUGUUCUUCCAACUUUAUAUUUGCGCAAAAUGGCUAGACAAGGCGGCCUAAACUCGGCUUUGUAUUACCCCGGCUUCAAUCGUACUUUCAAGUCGAAUCACCAUGUUUGGAACUAUCCAUGCCCGCGACCACAUUUAGAGCUAUGUUGGAAGUGGUCAACACUGCAUGCAAGAUCGUUGCAGUCAGUGGCUCUUCAACUUCGGCUACUGUGGGCCUGUGUUAGAUGGGCGGAUCUACAAACGGAAACAAAAGAUGAAGAAAGAACACAACAAGUUAUACAACAUUUGUUGGAUCGAGACGAAAGCCGAAUUGUAAUUGGUCACAAAGAAAUGCCUCCAGACGGUUUUUAUGAGAGAUACCAAUUGAAAGUUGAAAUCACAAUGAUUGAUGAAGAUGACGGAGAUGAUGGCACUGUAGGAACUAGUAGUAGGAAUCGCAAGCGAAAGUCAGUUGUGGUGAAAAAGUCAGACCUGCGAGCUCGUGGUGCAAAGCGCGUGGAAACUAGAUGGAUUGAUGGUGUUGAAUUAAAGCUUUGGGAAAUUACGAACUAUUGGCGGAAUCGCAACAGGAGAACUGUACAAGUUGUUGAUAAAACGAUGCUUCGGAGCCAACCAAUGCAACGUGGAUUGCCGCCUCCACCAUCGACAAUGUCUUUGCGCUCUGAUCCCAGGCCGAGAGCGAUGCACUCGCCUGCGCCUUAUUCAACAGCUAGAGGAGGAUCAUCAUAUAUUCCACGCCCGAUGCCCGUUGCUAACCGCUCUGCUCCUCUUUUAAAUCAAAGACCGUUGAAUAAUGGCCGACCAUUGACCUCACAACCGACCACCUCCGCGUAUUCCCAAAAUCCAAAUGCGUUUGUCAGGCAAAUACUGGUAAGGAAGAAUCCAGAUGGCACCAACACCAUUAUCGAGGAAAAGGUUGUCCGAAAACGAAUACUUGAUCAGGAUAUUAUGAAGGGUGAAUUCCUUGAAGACUACAAACGAGCCGUGGCCGAUCUACCUAAUGUCGAUAAAAACUCUACUCCGCAACAACAUCAAUUGACAAACCCUCAAGGACACUUUGAGACGGGUGAACCUGAACCAAAACGUACUCUACUAACCGAGAACAACGAACAACCUUCGAACGGCAUUGGCGAACCGACUUUUUCUGUGAGAAGGGCGCCACCAAAGGAGGCAAUCUCAUCAGGCAAUAUCGUCUCAUCAAGACCGUUCGAGCCUAGAGUUUUGGAGAAUGGAAAAGUCAAUGGAUGUUCAUCUCAAAAUUAUUUACCAACUUCUUCAAAUCAAUCACGGAUUGUCGAAUCUUCACAGCCACCUCGAACCAUGUUACGAGCACCUCCCGGAAACAUUUUGCCUCCAAGCUCUGGUGGACGAAGAUUAAUAAUGAUCCGGAAGGCUGAUGGAACCACUCAAAUUUUGCGACCGGUUAGCGGCCCAAGAGAAGAAAUCGGUGGACCUAGGAUUAUUCAUCGUGUCCAAGCGCCCCCACCUAUCCAACCACAGCAUCGUGUGGUUGCCGGUCCGGGUACUUUCAUUCGCACUUCGACACCUCCAUUCCGUGUCUUGUCUCAGCCCUCUCAACAGAUGAGACCCAUCGAUGUUAAUCAAACACCAAAUCGGCUCGCGAGUCCCGCCUUGUUGCCCAAUGGGGUGCAUUCGUUCACAACGGCCGAAGAACGAACAGAA
Mesorhabditis belari is the source of this 4452-nucleotide messenger RNA. Lineage: Eukaryota; Metazoa; Nematoda; Chromadorea; Rhabditida; Rhabditidae. The record is from the annotation of a GenBank genome assembly.